AGAAGAGAAGGAGGAAGGAAGGCAGAAGGCAGAGAGGCCAAAACGAUUGAAAUUGGAAGAGUUGUGCUAAAACCUUGAAUUUCAUCUAAUUUGUCGGCUGUCUACCUGUGGACAUGUCCUCCCGCUCCGACAGCAGACCAGCCUCACAGUUUGUGAAUCUAACUACUAAGUUGAUGGGGAGACUCCAUACUCAGUGGAUAAAGCGGCCAGAGCACAUCAAACACAUUUCAUCUGAAAGUAUAAAACCGUCGGAAGAUGACUUACAUCAGAACCAGUCUGUUGGUAUGUUAGCAGGCCAACAGCAGGCUGUCAUCAGCUCUCUGCAGUAUUUCAAAGCUCUGGUGGACAAACUGGGUGUGGAAAAAUCUGGAGGGGACAAAAGGUGUCUGGACCAUUCGGUAGUGGGUGGCCUCCUGGGGGGGGCAUCUAGUCGAGUCCUGGAGGCAGUUCAAGUUCUGGCCCAGCUGGACCCACAUCUGCACGAUAAUAAGUCCAUCUCUGGCUGUCUCACUCGUCUCAAUCACUCUCUUGCUAAGCUGAUUCAAUGGGUGGAUCAGGUGAUGUUGCAGAGUUUCUCCUGCAACAACAAAGACUCCACAGAGAGUGUUACCACUGUGAUCAGGGCUGUGCUGGACAGUGUAAAGGAACUGGUCAAAUUGGCUACAGUAAGAUUAGAAGGUUCUGCCCCAAUCUCCCCAGUCCAAUCCGAAUCAAAAUGGCUGGAUGAUAAGGACAAAUCAGACCUCAAGUUGACCUGCAAGAAUCCUGCAGAGCAUGAUGGGAUAUCUAAAAUGAAAAUAAGAAAGGAGGAGGAGCAUCUUGCUUUAGCUCCUCCUAAACCACCCAUGCCUGUCCUCCAUGCAGUUACACCAGAACUACAGAGUCCACCAGCUCUCCCGCCUAAAAAGCGUCAAACACCGACAGUGCCUUGCCCAUCUCCAUGCAGGGUAGCUGUAGUGGCACCAAUGAGACGAGAGACUGAUGCAGCAUUGGAGCAGGAUGACAGCUGCCUGAAACGCCUCUCUUCCUCUGCAAACUCUGAUGACGACCCUGAUUACGAGUUUCUCCACACGGACCUGUCCCUCUCUGAGCAACUUCCCAAUCUUCCUCUGGCUACUUUGUGUCCCGCCCUUCCAGAAAAGAGGCAUCAGAGCAGCACAGGUCCUGAGGAGCUUGAGUCUUCACCUCUGUCCUCCACCAAGACACCUCCGCCCCUUCCUGAAAAGAAACAUCAUAUCCAUCAGUACCUGCAGCUCUGUCUACCGUACAACGAUGACUCUGCGGCCAUGUUCUAUCAGAGACACAACAGCAGGCAGCCAGACAUGGACACUACCCAACAGCUGUGCAAUGACUUUACACCCCAAGUCCAACCCCUCCCUGCUCCUGCACUACCACCAAAGAAGAAGCAGCAGGGGGAUUCUUCUGAUACAGAGAGUGACGACAAUAGGAGCAGACACAUUAAAGAAAGUGUAAUGCAGGAGAUUGAGCUCCGCCCCCAGAGCAGUGAGGGAGAACAGGUGGAGGAGAUGCUCCUGACCAACCAGGAAAAGAUCUACUGUAGGAUCACAAUGAAAACUGAGGAUGAAGAUGGACCAGAGGUGAAGGCUGCCUCUCCUGAAAUAUUGUUGGUCUAUGCCUCAGAGCUCAGCAGCAGCGAGGACGAGCUGUUUUGCGAGGCCUUCCUCUGCACAUACCGAAGCUUCAUCAGUCCUGACAAAGUCAUCCGCAAACUGCAGCACAGAUACAAUCACCUUUGUCAGGAAGAGGAGCCUGGAAACGGGGAGGCGGCUAAAAACACUUUCCAUCUCCUGGUCAGAGUGGUAGAUGAACUCAGUCCUGUAGAGCUCGAGCCUGAUUUGCUGCUUCUCUUGGUGGACCUGGUGUUCAGUCUUCUGACGGAUGGAAAGCUGGACUUGGCUCACCUCCUGCACUCCAAAUUCCUGUCCAUAAUAGACAAGCGUUGGAAGCUAACCGGUUCUCCUCGUUCCUUCUGCCCCCUCGCUUCCAAAGGUGUUGCUGCCAGACCAGGAACGCUGUUGGAUUACAGGAGUCAGGAUUUAGCCGAGCAGCUGACUCUGCUGGACUCUCAGCUCUUCUUCAGGAUCGAGCUUCCAGAGGUAUUGUUGUGGUCCAAAGAGCAGAAUGAGGAGAAGAGUCCCAACUUGACGAAGUUUACUCAACACUUCAACAAUGUCUCCUUCUGGGUUCGUUCAGUCAUCAUCCUUCAAGAAAAACCUCAGGACAGAGAGAAGCUGCUGCUAAAGUUCCUGAAGAUCAUGAAGCACUUGAGGAAACUGAAUAAUUUCAACUCAUACCUGGCCAUCUUAUCCGCGCUGGACUCUGCUCCCCUGAGACGUCUUGACUGGCAGAAAAAUACCACAGAGAGCCUGGAGGAGUUGAGCUCCUUGAUUGACAGCUCGUCUUCUUUUAGGGUCUACCGAGCAGCUCUAGCUGAGGUGGAACCUCCCUGCAUACCAUACCUAGGGCUGAUUCUUCAGGACUUGACCUUCGUUCACCUGGGGAACCCUGAUAAUGUGAUGACAUCUCAAGGUUCAAAAGUGAACUUUUGUAAACGCUGGCAGCAGUUUAACAUCCUCGACACUCUCAGAAGCUACCAGCAAGUGGCCUACUCUCUGCAGCCUGACAAUGACAUCAUUUCAUUUUUCAAUGACUUUAAUGACCACCUGGCAGAGGAGGCUCUGUGGGAGCUGUCCCUCAGGAUCCGCCCCAGAAAUGCUCCUCGGACCAACCAGAGAUGAGUGGUCGUGAUGUGGAACGCUGAUGUUCUGCUAUCGGCCAAUCCAAGGGGAAGCGGGAAUUGACCACACUGUCAAACUGGUUUACACGGACAGUCAUCAUAGAAAACAACAGCUUGUAAAAAAAAAAGUUAGAAUUCUGCCUCGUGCCACCCUGAACUCUACUUGCUCCUGACUAAAGCCUUAGUCACAAGUGCCCCCAGGGGUGGAAAAUGGCUUUCUGCGGGUGAAAAAAUGAGCAAAUCUGUACAAGUCACACAGGUGGCCUGCACAAAACAUCAAGGUUGUAGACUGCUCAGUGAGCAAAAUCGGCAUCCACAUUUUUUUCCACGAGCAUGCUGCGGGUAUCAAGUAGAAGCAAACAUUUAAACACCAAGCAAGUGUAAGGUAAAGCUACCUUCACACGGUCCUCGGCAACGCACGUAUGUGCACGUUUCAGGCUUCCGCACUCAGAACUCUCAUUUUCCCUUGUAGCUAUGCAAGUUUUUACAAUCGCUUUCAGGUUCUACAUGCAAAAUGUGCGACCAUUGAAUACAUGUUGAAAGUUAAACCAGGCUGAACUUUGACCAGUCAGGGACUCGGGCUUGGUAGGGAUGUAUGGAUGAUGUCCUAUUCAAGUCACGGAAGUGCCAACUGUUUGAAAAUUGAUCAUGGAGGAGAAAUUAAUUAUGUGUUUUGAAGCCGGCUGGAAUUUUACGACACCAAGUCUUUUAUAUAUCAUAGUAGAGCUGUGAAGGAAAAAGCCUGCGGGCAUGAUUCAUCAGAUUUGCACUGUUUUGACAUUUUGCACCAAGCCUUUUCCAGCUGUGAGUUUGUGCACUAUGGGGUAGCAACAGUCAAGUGUGAACACCGAAUGCUUAAAUAACCCGUGUUCAGUGCAUUUUUGAAGGCGCAUUACAUGCCCGCUGUGUUUAGCAUAUAUGAAGUAGAGAUGACGCAGGCACGCCAUACGAAUUUAUCAUUUUUUCAAAUCUUGCGGACUGCACAAGGAGCCCGUUAGUGCUGUUCAUCUCAUAAGUGCAGCCUGACUGUUAGAGAUGAGGAAAUUAGACAAUAUGUGGUACUAUGGGUGCUCAUCUGGCAGUCAUGGACCCAGACAACCCAAAAACCUGCACUAGCCGUACAGGUUAGGUGUGGGUGCAUGUGACUAAGGCUCAAACUGGUCAAAAUCUGACACAAAGAAAAUGAGAGCAAAAAAUAUUGUGACUUCUGAUGUGUGUAUUUUUUAAUGGUGCAAUAUCAUGAUUAUUAUUUGUAUUUAAUAGAAAUCACAGGUUAGCUUAAAGCUAGCCAGAAAUAUCGAGGAGCCAGGUGGUGUUCGACAGGUUUUUGCAUAAUGUGCCUUUAUUAUGAAAAGUGUGCAAAACAAGACGUAAAAUAAAUAGAAACAGUCAUCUGUCUUUGUAAAGCAA
This is a messenger RNA of Oryzias latipes (Japanese medaka), 4168 nucleotides long. Its product is annotated as rap guanine nucleotide exchange factor 1. The record is from RefSeq and is a predicted model, not a curated record. Gene Ontology annotation, cellular component: plasma membrane. Gene Ontology annotation, molecular function: guanyl-nucleotide exchange factor activity. Lineage: Eukaryota; Metazoa; Chordata; Actinopteri; Beloniformes; Adrianichthyidae. Gene Ontology annotation, biological process: Ras protein signal transduction.